Molecule: messenger RNA, 570 nt
Organism: Malus domestica (apple)
Lineage: Eukaryota; Viridiplantae; Streptophyta; Magnoliopsida; Rosales; Rosaceae
Source: RefSeq, a predicted model, not a curated record
AUGCACCACGAUGUCGUACCACCAAUUAUGCACCGGGACAUAUCAAGUAAGAAACUUUUGCUGGAUUCUGAAUAUGAUGCCUCUGCUUCAAACUUUGGCACUGCUAAGUUUUUGAAUCGAGACUCAACUAAUUUGACUGUCGUUGGAGGCACAUAUGGAUAUGUUGCACCAGAGCUUGCAUAUACAAUGGAAUUGAACGAGAAAUGCGAUGUUUAUAGCUUUGGAGUGGUCGCAUUGGAAAUAAUUAAGGGGAGGCAUCCUGGAGAUUUUUUCUCAUCAUUCUCAUCAGUGCCUUCUUCGUCUUCAUCGUCAUCAUCAUCUGCAUUAGCAGCCCAUCAAAUGUCAAUUGUGGAUGUUCUAGACCAACGCAUUUUGCCUCCAACGCAUCAAGAAGCAGGGGAAGUUCUCUCUCAUGUGAAGAAUGCAUUUUCAUGCUUGCAUCCCAAUCCGCGAUCCCGUCCAACAAUGAAACAUGUUUCUCAACCCCUUUCAACUCAGAAGCUGCAUUUUUCGAAGCCACGUAUGAUAGCCUGCGGAGAAUUGCGUACUCUAGAUCCUUUGACCACCUGA